Cercospora beticola is the source of this 953-nucleotide messenger RNA. RefSeq lists its product as uncharacterized. Gene Ontology annotation, cellular component: nucleolus. NCBI's taxonomy places the organism in Eukaryota, Fungi, Ascomycota, Dothideomycetes, Mycosphaerellales, Mycosphaerellaceae. The record is from RefSeq and is a predicted model, not a curated record.
AGCCGACAACAUGAAGGUCGGCAAACCACAAUCUAAGCGAGUGCCAGUGCGUUUGAGGCACAAGAUUCAAAAAGCCUCAGCGAAUAAACAACGCAAAGAGCGCAAGGAGGCGAAGAAGAACCCGCAAUGGCGGUCACGACUGAAGAAGGACCCUGGCAUUCCAAAUCUGUUCCCAUACAAGGACAAGAUUCUCGCAGAGAUUGAGGAGAGUAAGCGAAAUAAGGAGGAGGAGAAAGAGCGUCGGCGAGACAUUGCAAGAGCACAGAGAGAAGGGCGGUCGGUCGAUGCGACAACGAAACCGGUAGAUGGGGAUCUCGAGGUCUCUGAGGACGAGGAGGAUGAUGAUGACGAGGAAAUGGAUGAGAGAGAAGAUGUCAACCCCAUGGCUGCAUUGGUCGCUUCGGCGUCUCAACGCGCGCAGGCAUAUUCUAAAGAGGAUGAAGACGAAGACGAGGAGGACGACGAUGCAGACGAAGAGAUGAAAAUCGCACCAAAAGCCGCGCCGACCACAGCAGACGCACCGAAGAAGAAACUUCCGAAGCAAGUGCUCGACGAUCCGAUCAAGCCUGUGAACCGACUUCUAGGGAGACUACAGAAGACACCAGACGGGAUACAACAGCUACUCGAGUACUACCAGUUGCCGCCGCUCGUCACCGCAGGUAGCGACGCCACGACUAGGUUUUUGGUUGAUGUUGCCAGGAAGCGAGGCCGGUUGAGUCGUGGCGGCGUACCGAACCUCCAUGCAGCGGCCUUGACGGUUCUUAGCGACCUUCAAGAACAGAGAUUGAAACUGCCGGCGCUUCAGCAACAGAAGCAGCAGAAAGCUUCUGCUGCAACGUCCAAGGGCGAAGUGCAAAUUGUCACUCAGCUUGCCGAGCCUUUCAGAAUCGAAGGGCUAUUCGGCGACGAGCCAUCCACAUCUGCUGGAGCGAUGGAGAUGUAGUGGGAAAAUU